AUGGUCGUGGUAGAUGAGGGUCAGAGACGUGUUGUCCUUGCGGAGCUAACUGUACCAUGGGAGGAGAGUAUUGCUGAGGCUCAUGAGUGGAAGUUGUUGGGCUAUAAAGAGUUGGUAGCUGAGAUUCGGGAGAAGAGUCAGAUCUGUGAGCUGGUUGUGGUCGAGGUUGGGUGCAGGGAUUUCCCAGCAGCUUCUCUCAGAAGGUUUCUGAAAGUGAUUGGUGUAUCUGCUGCGAGGAGGAGCAUCGAGGAAUGCGGGGAGAAAGCAGUUGAGGAUAGUGCUUGGAUAACCAGAGUCAUUGAAUUUGACAUAAAUUCAAAUGUUGAAUGGUUUCGAUUUAAACCAGACCCGACAGAAAUACGGCGAAUAUAA
Molecule: messenger RNA, 372 nt
Organism: Octopus sinensis (East Asian common octopus)
Lineage: Eukaryota; Metazoa; Mollusca; Cephalopoda; Octopoda; Octopodidae
Exons: 2
Coding region: 1-372 (123 amino acids)
Source: RefSeq, a predicted model, not a curated record